Drosophila ficusphila is the source of this 2677-nucleotide messenger RNA. RefSeq names its product kelch-like protein 10 (gene klhl10). The record is from RefSeq and is a predicted model, not a curated record. Lineage: Eukaryota; Metazoa; Arthropoda; Insecta; Diptera; Drosophilidae. Gene Ontology annotation, molecular function: protein binding.
UUUGUUUUCGAAGAAAGCUGUCUCGUUGUUGUUAAUUUAAAAUCGACCAAUUUUGCUUUUUCUUCAUUCCUCAUUAACGAGGAUCUGCCUUUCGCACGUGCUUAGCGCACCGAGUUUUUAAUGGAUAUGAUGGAGCUUGACACGGACGGCAGUCCCCAGGAGGACGAUCUUCUCGGUAUCGGCUUCGACACUGUCCUCAAAGCGUCGUCUAAAUCUUUGGCCCCCACCGUGAGCGACGAGGCCCUUAACACUUUAAACGAGCUGCGCGAAGCAAAUCUUUUGUGCGAUGCGCAGAUCACUGUGGAAGAGUAUGCCUUCAACGUUCAUCGUGCAAUAAUGUGUUCAUGCAGCUCUUAUUUUCGUGCACAGUUUACAGGGUUUAAUUCCAUCGGCCGGGAAGACGGAAUUGGUGCAGCUGCCCCGCAGGGAAAUCACGUUAUUCACAUCCCCGGCAUCAGUGCAGGCAUAAUGAACUGUGUAAUCCAGUACGCAUACCUACGUAAAACUAACAUCUGCGAAGAUAAUGUGCACGAGCUUCUUAUCUGUGCGGACUAUGUUGGUAUGGUGGGACUGGUUAAACAGUGUAAGGAUUACCUCAGCCGCAACCUAACUCCGGAAAACUGUGUUAGUGUCAUGGGAUUCGCCCGUUUUCGGUUUCUUGAGGACCUGCACAUGCAAGCACGCAACUACACGCUACGAUAUUUCACGGAAGUCGCAGCGCGCAAUACAGACAUCCUCGAUAUGAAUGUUAAGGACUUUUACAGUAUAAUUAGCGAUGAUGAGCUUAACACGCGUGAGGAAGACCAUGUGUGGAAAUUGUGCGUUAAGUGGAUUGAGAAGAAUCCAGAGAACAGAAAGCAAUAUGUCGCACACCUAAUGUCCGGAGUUCGGCUGGGUUUAAUGACUCCAAAGUGCUUUAUGGAAGAGGUCAAGGAGCACCCGUACGUGAUUCAAUGUGAGGCUGCUAAGCCGCUAAUAGUGGAUACUUUUAAAUUUAUGUAUGACCUAGAUUUUUUGAACCCACAGGCAGAUGAGCUUACCACGCCUCCACUUGCUAUGCCGCGGCUGCCGCACGAAGUUAUCUUCGCGAUUGGUGGAUGGAGCGGAGGAACGUCAAAAGGUUGCAUCGAGACGUAUGACACACGGGCCGAUCGCUGGGUAAACAUCAACGCUGAAGACCCUGCCGGUCCCCGCGCCUAUCACGGCACAGCUGUGCUUGGUUUCAAAAUUUUCUCCAUUGGUGGCUACGACGGCGUGGAGUAUUUUAACACUUGCCGCGUUUUUGAUGCCGAAAAAAAAUGGAGUGAAAUAGCACCGAUGCACUGUCGACGAUGCUACGUGAGUGUGACGGAGCUGAAUGGUAUGAUCUAUGCUAUCGGAGGAUACGACGGCCACAACCGACUGAACACCGUUGAACGGUAUAACCCAAGGACCAAUCAGUGGUCUAUUAUUCCGCCAAUGAACAUGCAACGUUCCGAUGCCAGUGCCUGCACCUUGCGAGGGCGCAUUUACGCUGCCGGAGGCUUCAACGGCCAGGAGUGCCUAGACAGCGCUGAGUUCUACGAUCCGAUAUCUAACACUUGGACAAGAAUAGCCAACAUGAAUCACCGUCGGUCCGGCGUAAGUUGCGUAGCCUUCAGAAACCAGCUGUACGUCAUUGGUGGUUUCAAUGGUACAGCUCGCCUGUCUACUGGAGAACGCUUUGAUCCGGACUCACAAUCCUGGCACUUCAUCCGUGAAAUGAACCACUCGCGCAGCAACUUUGGGCUGGAGAUUAUUGACGACAUGAUCUUUGCUAUCGGCGGAUUUAACGGCGUCUCGACCAUCUCGCACACCGAAUGCUAUGUUUCGGAAACCGACGAGUGGAUGGAGGCGACAGACAUGAAUAUUGUUCGCUCCGCUCUUUCCGCCAAUAAUGUUGCUGGUCUGCCCAACAAGCGAGAUUAUAUACACAAGGAGCGUGACCGCCUGAUGGAGGAGCGAAGACAGCGUCUUAUGGCCACUGCUAUGGCCCGGGAGGAGAUCGGACAACGUAAUCUCUCACAGUCGUUAGUGGAAACAAAUAAUAUGGCCAUGGAUGACUACGAAAGUCCCAACGAAGAGGAAGAGGCUGAAGAGGAACAGCAACUAGCACAGCAGCGACAGAUCAUACCUAUCCCUGCUGUACCUCCUGGCGCGGCCGCACGUUCCGAUCCAGGGCUUGCUCUUCAGCCGCCAGCCCAACCUCAGUCAGUUGCCCCAGUUCACCUCAACGAUAUAAUGGAGGUUCGCGAUACGGACAACAGUCGGCGCUUUCGUGUGCAGCUGCGUAAUCAGCGUCAUGGUUCGCAUCAUGAAAUUCGUCGUCGCGCCUAAGCGUCGACAAGCACACGCUUUAUAGAGCUCUGCCUUAAUAUGAUGUUGUGCUAAAGUGGGAAACGUCAUUUCAGCCUAAAGUUCUUGCAGCGUAGCGCAUGUCCGAUAAGCCCGUUUUUCGAUAGCUCUCUAAAAUCAAAACGUCGUGCGUUGGCCAAGUCGCAGCCCAUUUUCGAAUCCCCCCUUUGGAAAAAUAUUAAAUAAACAAUUUUUCAGGUGAUUGACACAUCUUCAACCAAAAUUAAAGUUUAUCCAAAUUCCACAAAAUGUACAUCAAAAUUUUUCGCAUUUUAAAUAAAUCCUCUAUACAUAUAAGCUGAAA